Phoenix dactylifera (date palm) is the source of this 1689-nucleotide messenger RNA. RefSeq names its product peroxisome biogenesis protein 3-1-like. Gene Ontology annotation, cellular component: peroxisomal membrane. NCBI's taxonomy places the organism in Eukaryota, Viridiplantae, Streptophyta, Magnoliopsida, Arecales, Arecaceae. Gene Ontology annotation, biological process: protein import into peroxisome membrane. Gene Ontology annotation, molecular function: protein-macromolecule adaptor activity. The record is from RefSeq and is a predicted model, not a curated record.
CGCUGGGGUUUCGAACGAAAGAAUAAAAAAAAGUCCCCCGUUUCCUAAAGGGGUUAUCCUCGAACCCCAAGGCUCUCCCUUUGUCCCCGCUUCCCGAAGCCGUCCAAAGCUUCGGAAUCGAGGAGAGAGUUCCUCGUCCUCUCCUCCCCACUUCUUCUAUCCUUGAACCCCCUAGAAAUCGUUUCUUUAGCGUUGGGCGAAUUCCAUAGAAUUCCAGAGUUUUGCAGUCCGCUGGGUUUGUUUUGAUUGGUUUUCGACUAUGUUCGCUGGAAGUUUGGAUUUAGACAUGGUUUUCUUGGUUUCUUGAUGACAAGCCAUGAUUUCUUUGAGGGGUUUUUGGAGUAGGCAUAGGAGGAAAGUGCUUGUUGCUCUCGGAGUAUUUGGAAGUGGUUAUGUUAUUUAUAAGCUCCAUGAUGCUCACAGAAGAAGAAUCUCUGAUUUGGAGAGGCAGCUGGAAGGCGAGCGACAAGUUGAGGAACUCGUUAAAGCCCAAUUGCAGACGCAUUUUGAAAACAUACAAAGAAUAUCAGAUACGACAACAUUGCCAUCUGCUAUGCACUAUUUGCGGUCUCGGAUAUUGGAGGAGUUGGAUCUUUCUCAUUUGACCGAUAAGCUAAUGCAAGGGAAGGGACAAUCCAAUCCUCUUACAUUCGAGGAGAAGCUCGAGCUGUGGGAAAGGCUUAAAAUUCUAAGUUUCACGAGAAUAGCUUCCUCAUUGUGGUCAAUGACAAUGCUUUGCCUGUAUGCUAGGGUUCAGGUCAAUAUCUUAGGGAGGCAUCUCUACCUAGAAAUUGCGCGUGGUUCGGAAAGCUCUCAGUUACUGGAUGAAUCUGACUCAUUUAGCAGGCAUGGGCAGCAAGACUUUCUAGCAACUGCUGAUUAUCUUUCUGCCCAUGGCAUCAACAUGUUGAUUAUGAACAUGCAGAAUGCUGCUACUGGAGUUCUAAAAGAAAAGCAGCUCAGGGAUCUUUUCAGCAUGGUCCAACUGCGUGAAACAAUCAUACAGAUACUGGAGUCGUUCAUGAGCAUUGGUGGACCUAAUUACUGGAUGUUAUACUUGGUUCCUGAGAAUGCCACUGCAUACAGGCAACUGAUGGUUAUGUCUGCCAAAGGUUUUGAUGAUUCCUCCAUUCUUUUGGAUGUUGGCAAGCUUGAGCAGCUAAUGUCAGAGACACGUAUGGUGCUAUCAAGCCCUGAUUUUGGAAAUAUUGUGGAGAUAUCAUUGAAGAAGGUAGUUGAUUUGCUAGUGGAUGAUAUUAGCAUGCAGCUUGAAGGGAUUAGUCGACCCUCCGGAGUUCCCUUGGCUAAGCUAUUGCCUCGAAUAACGCAACUUAGCCUGCCACUGCUCGAGGAACCCAGCGACAACAAGUUCAUUCAGUCCAUUGGAGGACUGCCGGAGGUUGAAAUGUUUUACACCCUUCUAUAUGCAAACAUGCCCAUACCAUCACACGAUUCUUCGAAAGAGAUGUAACCAAUACAAUUACCAUCUGUAGCAUGCUGGAUCUUCAUUUACAGAGCUUGGUUUCUUACAUGGGGGUGGCGGAUAUCCCAACAGUGAAGAAAAAUUGUUGUAAUAGUUAUUUUUUUGGCUGUGGCGUCCGGUAUUGACUUAUUGGCUGUGGCUUCCAGUAUUUUUUUUGGCUGUGGCUUCCAGUAUUGGUUUGCAAGGGUAUUUCUGAAUGCUUUCUA